CUAGUCUCUUUUACUGACGCGGUCGUCCCCACGAAACCAAGAUGGCGGAGAAAACUGAACGAGUGAUGAGGGUUACUGCACAAGAAAUGGCGGACGCGAAGAUCCCUUUGAAUGGUCGCGAUUACUGUGCACAUCUAUUGAUUCCACUCUUAAAAUGUCGUAAAGAGACCUACUACUUUCCUUGGAAAUGCCAUCACGAGAAGCACGCUUGGGAUAAGUGUCAAUAUGAUGAUUUAAUGUACAGGACCCGAGAGAAAGAACGGCGCAAGCUCCAAGAAAAAGGCCAUUUGUGAUUACUAAACCAAUUCCUUAGUUUUUUGUGUGAUCAAUAUGAUGGAUAUUAUUAAGUUACAGAAUAAUGUCAUUGUAUUUUAUAUUUCUGUAAAUAAACUGGUAUUACAACUUG
Molecule: messenger RNA, 406 nt
Organism: Actinia tenebrosa (Australian red waratah sea anemone)
Lineage: Eukaryota; Metazoa; Cnidaria; Anthozoa; Actiniaria; Actiniidae
Product: NADH dehydrogenase [ubiquinone] 1 beta subcomplex subunit 7
Cellular component (GO): respiratory chain complex I; mitochondrion
Source: RefSeq, a predicted model, not a curated record